Messenger RNA from Cladophialophora psammophila CBS 110553, 501 nucleotides. RefSeq lists its product as uncharacterized. The record is from RefSeq and is a predicted model, not a curated record. The transcript has a single exon. The coding region runs from base 1 to 501 and encodes 166 amino acids. Lineage: Eukaryota; Fungi; Ascomycota; Eurotiomycetes; Chaetothyriales; Herpotrichiellaceae.
AUGACUCCUUCCAACAACAUCGCCUAUACCGCCCCCAUCAACCCUCCGUUAGCGUCCCCCAAACUCACUCUCCCGCAAAUCUGGCAAGGUCUCGAGCUGAAGAUCCGGGCUGGACAGGACUUUGUCGGCGGUGCUCUCCUCUCCACGGACGUCAUCUCUGAGUCAACGGAUGACCAUGGCCGCCCCGUCACAGUGCGCGAGGUCGUCUUCAGAGACGGGAACAGGAGAGUGCGCGAGACCUGUGUGGCCUUCAAGGCGAUGAAGGUCGAGUUCCACCAGCCCGAUGGCUCCAAGGUGCAAAACAUCAUCUCCCAAGGGCAGGGCGCAGAAGGCGAGGAUCUGUACAUGACAUACACGUUUGAGUGGCUGCAUCCCGAGUGUGAAGGUGAUGUCAAGGCACUGGAAGAGAAGAAGCAGAAGGAGACCAAGAUAGCCAAGAUGGCGGUCGAGGAAACCAUAAGGGUCAUGAGAGACAUGGUCAAGGACGGCAGGAUCAAAUAG